UCCAACGGGGCAUCGGAGGAGGAGGUGUUCCUGGUAGCCAUCUUGGAUGGCGGACUGAUUGUUUAGCGAGAAGAAUUGACAUUUUAUUAAAUCUAAGCUUUUAUAUUCACUCUCUGAAGAUUUAUUGCAGCCAGACCAGUAAAGAAACUGAUCGGGGAAAUUCAGUGAAAGAGGCAUGAAGACAUCAUCCUAGUCGUCAGUCAUGGCCGAUAAAAGGAAACUCCAAGGGGAAAUAGAUCGAUGUCUGAAAAAAGUAGCGGAGGGAGUGGAACAGUUUGAAGACAUUUGGCAAAAGCUUCACAAUGCAGCUAACGCAAACCAGAAGGAAAAAUAUGAAGCUGAUCUCAAGAAAGAGAUUAAAAAACUACAGCGUCUCCGAGACCAGAUCAAAACGUGGGUGGCAUCUAACGAGAUCAAAGACAAACGGCAGCUAGUGGAGAACCGCAAACUUAUAGAGACGCAAAUGGAGCGGUUCAAGAUCGUAGAGAGAGAAACUAAGACCAAAGCGUACUCUAAAGAGGGGCUCGGCCUGGCCCAGAAAGUGGACCCGGCGCAGAGGGAGAAGGAGGAAGUCGGCACGUGGCUAACGAAUACGAUAGACACGCUAAACAUGCAGGUGGACCAGUUUGAGAGCGAAGUGGAGUCUUUAUCGGUCCAAACCAGGAAAAAGAAAGGCGACAAAGAGAAACAGGACAGAAUCGAGGAGCUGAAGAAGUUCAUCGAGAAGCACCGGUAUCACAUCCGAAUGUUGGAGACGAUUCUGAGGAUGUUGGAUAAUGACUCGGUGCAGGUGGACGCCAUCAGGAAAAUCAAGGAUGAUGUGGAGUAUUACAUCGACUCUUCGCAGGAGCCCGACUUUGAAGAGAAUGAGUUUCUUUAUGACGACAUCGAUCUGGAAGACAUUCCUCCGUCGUUGAUGGCUACGUCUCCUCCAGGACACUCGCACUUAGAGGACGAGAUCUUCCAGCACUCGAGCAGCACCCCCACCUCCACCACCUCCUCCUCCCCCAUCCCUCCUUCACCUGCUACAUGCACUACAGAAAACUCUGAAGAUGACAAAAAGAGAGGCCGAUCAACAGAUAGUGAAGUUAGUCAGUCUCCUGUGAAAAACGGAAACCCGUCGCUGCUCUCCUCCUCUUCCUCCUCGUCAUCCUCCGUCUCGGGUCUUACCUCUUCCUCGUUCGUCUCCAUGGCGACCAUCUCAGGGGGCGUGGCCAACAGCAGCAGCGUCAGCGUCAUCAAUAACAGCCUCAGUAACAGCAGCCACUCCCCCUCAGUCCACCUCUCCAACAACACCUCAGCGGGCAGCUACAGCAACGCCACGCAGCAACCGCCGCACCCUUUGACACAACCGCAAAGUAUCCUGCCCAAAAAUUCAAACUCCACUGCCUCUGCGCCAAGCACCAACAACCACCCAGCGUCUUCGGGGCCGUCCCCACCCAACGCUAGCAUUCAGGGUCCAAUCACGCCCUCGUCCCAGCCUCCCAUAGGGUCGACUUCCAAUAGUUUAGGGUUGAAUUUGGGGCUGUCUCUCAGUAAAGCGCCCGGUUCCAUAGCGACUAGCCCAAUGUCCAGCAGUCUUGGUUUAUCAGGGAUGCCGGCGUCCCUUAGUUCGUUAUCAGGCUUAUUAUCAAGUUCAACCCCGACUCCGUACGCCCAAGCUGCAGCGAUAGGAACUACUUCUGGUCUUCCUGGGUCGCUAGGCGGAGUUAGCACAUCUUUAAGUUCAGUUACAGUAGGCGGUCCCACGUCCAGUUCGGUGGUAGGGGGCGCUAUCGGGGCAGGGAUUUUGGGUUUGGGGUCUUCAGGUUCCUCCGCGGUGCAGGGGUCUUCGUUGCUCUCUCAAAGCCCAGGAGGGAAUCUGGCGCCGGGCAGCGGAGUGGGCGUCAUCGGGAGCAACGGAGCCAGCUCAGGGUCCAACAGCACAGGGAGCAACGCACUGUCCAUCAGGCCGCCCAGCCAGCAGAAGCAGAACGGGAGCUCCAGUUACAGUGCUGUGGUGGCCGACAGCACAACAGACUCCGCCCUCAACAGUGCCAGCCAAUCACAGAACAGCCAAUCCUCAUCUCUCUCCUCUACAGCCAAUCAGCCUAAAGACAGUGGCCCCAGUCUUCUGGCGUCCAUGAGUUUCUCGUCCAGCUCGCCGUCGCCCGCCUCCUUCAGUGAAGCCAAAACAGGAAGUGGGUCUCUGCUGAAUGGACCAAUGUCGUACUCUCAGCCCGGAGACAGCAUCAAGGAGCCUCUGAGCAGCCUGAAGUCGAUGGCCGAACGCGCCGCACACAGCUCAGGGUUAGAGGGGGACGUGUCCUCACUGCACCUGCCCACAGACAUGUUCCCCAGCUCCACGGCCCCCUCCGGCCCCCCCUCGGCCCCUCAGCCCUCUCUGUCAGAGGUGAACAUCCCGCCCUCUCUGGGGGUCUGUCCUCUGGGCCCCGUUCCUCUGUCCAAAGACCAGGUUUACCAGCAGGCCAUGGAGGAGGCUGCCUGGACGCACAUGCCCCACCCGUCUGACUCUGAGAGAAUCAGGUUACAGUACCUGAUGAGGAACCCCUGUCCCACGCUGCCUUUCCACCACCAGGUGCCACCACCGCACUCAGACACUGUCGAGUUCUACCAGAGACUGUCCACGGAGACGCUCUUCUUCAUCUUCUACUACCUGGAGGGCACUAAGGCCCAGUAUCUGGCAGCCAAAGCCCUGAAGAAGCAGUCGUGGAGGUUUCACACAAAGUACAUGAUGUGGUUCCAGAGACACGAGGAGCCUAAGACCAUCACCGACGAAUUUGAGCAGGGAACAUACAUUUACUUUGACUAUGAGAAAUGGGGCCAGAGGAAGAAGGAGGGAUUCACGUUCGAGUAUCGGUAUCUGGAGGACAGGGACUUACAGUGACCCCGCCUCCUCAGCGGGACGGUCCCAGGGACACAUGCACCCCCUCACCAGCAGGGGGCACACUCACAGAGAGAGGGGGGUCCGACCUGAUUCCAGCCCACAUUCCUCUGCUCUGCUCGGGACAGGCCUGGACGGGACAGGGGCAAACACGGACACUUUUUCCAGCCCUUCCCAAAAAGUCCUGCUGCUGUCCUCCUCACCAGGCACUACACGUCUCAACUGGAUUUGUUUUAGCUUUCCCAUCUCUGUCAGUUUGUUUGGCUUUAAAAAUAAUUUGUUUUUUUUACUUUUAUUAACCCCCUUAAGAACCAAAGAAACUGGUUUAGUCCCAUUUUUAGUGUGAAAAAGGCAGCUAGACUAGAAGCUUCUAACAACAUCCCUCCCUUUGACUUGGCUGACUCAGACAGUGGCAGUUCUGCAGCGGUGGGGCAAGAAAUGAUGGUCAAAUGUGACUUUUUCACAGAAUUUUGAGGUUUAUUAUAAAAUCAUGUUUUUACUAUUUUAUAAAAUCAAAUUCAGAAAAGACAGUGAUGUUUUAAACAUUUUGUUGUAAAAUAUAUAAAGGCCACUUUUUGCUUUUA
Molecule: messenger RNA, 3468 nt
Organism: Boleophthalmus pectinirostris (great blue-spotted mudskipper)
Lineage: Eukaryota; Metazoa; Chordata; Actinopteri; Gobiiformes; Gobiidae
Product: CCR4-NOT transcription complex subunit 3-like
Exons: 19
Coding region: 203-2887 (894 amino acids)
Biological process (GO): nuclear-transcribed mRNA poly(A) tail shortening; regulation of stem cell population maintenance; regulation of DNA-templated transcription
Cellular component (GO): nucleus; P-body; CCR4-NOT core complex
Source: RefSeq, a predicted model, not a curated record